This is a messenger RNA of Laetiporus sulphureus 93-53, 3396 nucleotides long. RefSeq names its product kinase-like protein. Gene Ontology annotation, biological process: intracellular signal transduction; protein phosphorylation. The transcript is spliced from 5 exons. Bases 97 to 3057 code for a protein of 986 amino acids. Gene Ontology annotation, cellular component: nucleus; cytoplasm. Lineage: Eukaryota; Fungi; Basidiomycota; Agaricomycetes; Polyporales; Laetiporaceae. The record is from RefSeq and is a predicted model, not a curated record. Gene Ontology annotation, molecular function: protein serine/threonine kinase activity; ATP binding.
ACUGUACUUGCUACCCCGUCCGUCUCCAUCCAGGACAAUCGCCUCAUCGUUGGCGAUGCCCAAAGCACGUCCACGCGAUCCUACACCCCGCUCAAGAUGGUCGGUGAUGGUUCAUUCGGCACCGUGUGGCUCUGCGAUUGGCAUGGGACGCUACCGCCCAAUACACCCAUGUCCGCCAUGCAGUGCGGUGCCGGUGCAAGGCCGGAAUACGCGCGAAAGCGACUCGUCGCAGUCAAGCGGAUGAAGAAGAGAUGGGAGGGCGGAUGGGACGAGUGCAAGAAGCUCAAGGAGCUCGAGUCUCUGCGGGCGAUACCAUACCAUGAGAAUAUAAUCCCUCUAUACGACUUCUUUCUCCUGCCCACGACGAAGGAGCUCUACUUCGUCUUCGAGUCCAUGGAGGGAAAUCUAUACCAGCUCAUCAAGGCUCGCAGAGGCAAGCCGCUGGCAGGAGGACUCGUUUGCUCCAUCUUCCAGCAGGUCGUGUCGGGGCUUCACCACAUACACUCACACGGCUACUUCCACCGUGAUAUGAAGCCAGAGAACCUGCUCGUCACGACCACGGGACUGUAUGACUACCGCGCGCUAUCAUCCAUUGCUUCACCAAACGUUCCGGUUGAACGUGACGUGGUCGCCAUCGUGAAGCUCGCCGACUUCGGUCUCGCGCGGGAGACCAAAAGCAAACCUCCAUACACUGAAUACGUCUCUACCCGGUGGUAUCGUGCUCCGGAGGUACUGCUCAAGAGCAGGGAUUACUCGAAUCCUGUGGAUAUGUGGGCGCUCGGCACCAUCAUGGCCGAGCUUGUAAAUCUUAGACCACUGUUCCCCGGGCAGAACGAGCUGGAGCAGCUCAUGCGUAUCUGCGAGCUACUCGGAGAUCCCUGUCAGGACUAUGGCCCAGAUGAGCGAGGAAAACCUAUCGGAGGCGGGAGGUGGUCAAGAGGCGUGAAAAUGGCACGGGGGGUCGGCUUUGAGUUCCGAAAGAUGGAACCGCAGAAUUUCUACGCUCUCUUCGAUCGUUCAGUCCCCGUUGAGCUGGUCGAAUGCAUUGCAGAUCUUCUCAAGUAUGAUCCCGACGCCCGGCUUACUAGCCGGCAAUGUCUUGAGCAUCCGUACUUGCGGAAGUUUGCUCCGCUUAACAAUCCACCGAAACCAUCUGCUCAGGCAUCUCAGACGUCAGGAACUGUCCAGCCCGUUUCGACAAAACAGUCAUUACGGAAUGGGUCCGUUUGGAGCACCUCUCUACAAUCCAUUGCUCCUCGUCAUCUCCCGCCAUCACACUCCUACACAUCUGUCAGCCAGAAGCCGGAAUUUCAACCAUCAGCACCCCCGGUCAAUGCGCAUAUACCCGAUGCCUCUUCCUCACAUCGGUCGUCUUUCUACGAUACUUCCUCGGCACGGCCACGGGCAAUCUCCGAUACAUCAAGCAGGACCUCUGAUUACGGCGGCGAGCCGCUCAACCCCAUACGUGUUGUGGGUGUUUCUCCACAGAUCGCGGACUCUGCAUAUGCCUCUUCGGUGUACUCGAUCACUGGAGCUGACCGUGUCACGCACUCGCUAUAUGCGGGGAGCGGUCAGUCGGAUUGGGAUGCGAUGGAUGUGUCGCCGCACGUGGAGGUCCCAGAGCAAUACAUUGUUGCCGACAAUCAGUCGACGGAGAUUCAGACCUCGCCAAUGGCGCGCGAGUAUCCUUCCCGCCCCGUGCAGCCGGAGCCCAUUCAGGAUCAUUCACAUGCAGACGCGCACGAUGCCCAUCACUCUCACGGGCACAAGUUGGCGAAGCUUCCGUUUGGCUUUGGCAAGAAGCACAGCAAGUGGGGCCUCGGAAUGUUUGGGCAUGGAGACAAGAGCUCGCAUACAUUACCACCUGUCCAGGAGGUCAACGUCUCUUCCGCAAACUCGACGCCAUCUCUCAAGCGAACCCAAACCUCCAGCACGGACAGCCGUUCGCUGUCAGAGUUGUCGCCGAUUAGUGAGGCUCCGACGAACACGAUCAUGGACGCGAAGACGAGGAAGAAGGAGGCCGAGCGCAUCGUCCGUGAAGCGGAGAAGCAGCGUCGUGAGCAUGCGCGCAAAAAGCAUCGCGAUCAAGCUCGCGCGGUCAUGGAGAAGCAGAAGCUUGCUCUCACUCACGAGGCGGCGGUCCUCGACUGGCAGUGGCUGUCGGCGCAGAACUCCCAGAUCGGCGCACCGCCUGCGUUCCGGGAUAAGGGCAAGCAGCCGAUGGCCAUGGGUCCCAUCAGGCAGUCACAGAGCCAUGGUAUGAGUUCUAAGACCGCCAAAGCUUCAGGGAGCGUUUACAGUCCGAGCGAGGGCUCGAGCGCGCGCGCCGACUGGCGGAGAGACGAGCGGGUCUCGAAGGCCCGGCGGAGAGAGUUUGAUGAUGAUCACUCGAUGUCGUCGACGGAUCUGCCGAGCGGGAUGUCUGUCAUCUCGUUUGCCACGGUUGACAGUGAUCCAGGUCCUGCGCGAUCACGGCAUCGAAUGAGCAGCAGUGUUUGCAGUGGUGGUGACCGUGUGGGUCGAAUGACAUCCUUGAACUCACUACGGACUUGUAUGGACGAGUACUCCCUGCCUGGUCGUUCGUCUGCGUCGUUGUCUCUGGAGCAGCAGCUUGUCAACGAGUUCCAUAUACGCGCGUCCGUGGACAGUUCUUCCUUGUCGGAUGGAACGUCAUCGCCGCCACCGCCUCCUAUGCAUAUGCUCUCGCUGUCGUCGCCGCCUUGGCAGCAAAGUUGCGAUCUGUCGUCAAAUGCCAGCACGUUGGACAGCACCAGCACAUUGUCUCGGCUGCAAGAUAGGAUGUCGUUAUCUCUGCACCCGUCAGUUCGACAUCCAGUGCUACCGGGUGGGCAGUCAUAUGGGCGACCACCCAGUCCUGGUGUCGCUCCGAAGUCUGCUAUUAAUCCGAUGUUCAAAGUUCCGCCAUUACAGCGCUUGGACAGACCGGGUUCAUUACCACCUUUCUCGCAAUUGGAGGCAGUUGCAGACGGAGAAUACCCUCCGCUGUCACCGAUGUCGUUCACAUCGCCUGACGAGAUGAGCAACGACGAGAUCUGACUUACAACUGUUCCACUCACAUCCAACGUCCCUCAUAGGGAUCAACACAUUCUUUGGUUUCUAUUUAAGACCAUCGGUUCUCGUUCUUGCUCUCAUCUCAAGGUAGUGUCGACAUGCUCGCCCAAGUUAUUUCUAUCGCUGCCAUCUCCGUCUCUCCCUGUCAUCGUCAUCCUAACGCCAGCAUUCAUCCCCCUCUCUAUCACUGUGCAUCGGAGUGUCCUUGCAUUAUCACUUUGGCGGACCCAGGAGGUUGCGUUCAGUCACGUUUAUAGCUGUGCAUGUACAAAUCCGGUUGACGUUUUCCCCUCGUCUUCUCCCUCUCCUUCCAUUCGCACGCGU